This is a messenger RNA of Funneliformis caledonium, 221 nucleotides long. Lineage: Eukaryota; Fungi; Glomeromycota; Glomeromycetes; Glomerales; Glomeraceae. The record is from the annotation of a GenBank genome assembly.
AACAUUUUAAAGAUCUCGAAACACUUACGAUUCGUGCACAUUACAUAGCUUAUGCUAUCAGUUGCGUUUUGUUAGCGAUUUGUUUUGCAUACUUUGGUAGAAAAGUGAAAGGUUUCGCAGAAGGUAGCAUUAGAUUAUUAAUGAGUAGUGAGUUGGAUGUAACACUACCAAGUACACAUGCCACACAGCCACACACUGGUAAAAAUUACCACCGGUACUGA